Molecule: messenger RNA, 2874 nt
Organism: Ectocarpus sp. CCAP 1310/34
Lineage: Eukaryota; Phaeophyceae; Ectocarpales; Ectocarpaceae
Source: the annotation of a GenBank genome assembly
GGUACAGCUGUUCGUCUCACUGCUCUGCUGUUGUUCUGGGUGCGCCCCGCGCUUCCUGCUUCUUCGUCAAUUCCACUCGUCCAAUUGCGCCAACUAGUCGCACUCGCCACGGAAUUGCCGCGCCAGAGUUGCUGACGGCGGCGGCUGGCGUCACACCAACCACCAACUCUCCUGGAUGGAUCAAAUGGGGAAGGCAUGGACACCAGUAUUAGUCGCUCUCCUCUCACCGAUGGCGACUGGUGCCCUGUGUACUCAAUCUGCUCUCACCAUCGAAACAACCGCUUUUACCUUUUCGGGAUGUUACCAGGAGAGUCCGUACGCUGGGCUGUACGAGACGAAGGUUUGGACGAUCGACGGAAGGGAUGUGGCUGAGUUUGGAACGAAAGCCAUAUUGGCAGAUCUGCAAAAUGGCCCACUUGUCGAUCCGGUUUGGGUUAUUGGUACGGUGACUGCUCUCCCCCAAAAUACUUGGUCUGAUGGCUACAGCUCUGGGCUGGAAGUAGUCAACCUGGUGUGCACAGGGACUUCGGCGUUCUGGGAAACGGAAGACCCCGCGCAGGAGAUACAAUGGGCAUGUGACACUGAUGGCGAUGGAGUCACUUCAGUUCCCGAAAGCGGCGACUUAGCUGUCACCUGUGGGUGCGCCGGUAUGCCUACAACCAUCUCAACGCCAGCACCGACGCCAGCACCGACGCCAGCACCGACGACCCCAGAACCAACAAUUGGUGUCAUAUCCCACACUCCUGCUCCUGUUGCCGCUGACGGCUAUGUACCCACGCCGAAUCCAGCUGUAAUUAUUGCAGUGGAUCCAACGCCAGUUCCUAUCUCAGGAGGCGCAAAUUCGAACCAAAUGACACCGGCGCCUAUUGUUGGUGGAACCGUUGCGCCGACCGCACCGGCAUGUAACCUCACGCUUGCUUCGAAUGAUAUGCAAGACAUGAGCGGCUGCUAUGCCCGCGGGACGAGUUCCAAUGCUAGGGGAAGAUGGGUCAAACUCGACGAGACGGCCAUCAUUGAAUGGCAGGAGGCGCAGGGCUCCAAUAAACAAGGCAACUGGGUCGUACUCGUGGCCGGUUUCGGCCUUCCCGACGAAAUCAAAUGCAUCGGUAGCGAUGAUGUGGAAGACCCCACUGAGAUACCUGUGACCUCUUGGUAUUGUGACUUGGAGGGGGAAGGUAGCUACACUCCAGCAAUCAGUUUCGAUUUCGAGGCGCUAACAUGUACCGGAUCAUGCGAGAUCGCCACGUCGGUUGAAUCCGUCGAUAGCGAAGGUUCAGAUGGCAGCACUGGCAGGACCAUGGCUAUUGUUGUCGGGAGUGUAGUUUCCGGAGUGGGGGUGGCCGCGAUCGUUAUUAUCGGAGCACUGUUGCUCAAGAGAAGAAAAAGAGGCGCGAAAACGAACGGGACAGGGCCAGCCGAAAAUGCAGACCCGGCUGAUCCAAGCGCCCCAGCUCCGAUCCCAGUAUUCGAGCCAUGGGGCACACGCCCUGCGCCAAGAUACUACAAGUGAUACACGCGGCGCCGGGCAAGGAAGGUGACAGCCGGCGAGAUUGUGGUGACGUUCAACCAUGUCCACACAAACGCUGGCGAAAGCUCACUACAUCGAGUGUAACACGGCCUUGAGCCAACACGGCCUUGAGCAACACCACCGGGUUGAAAUCAGGCAGUAUGGAUAUUUUGUUGGGCCUUUCGGCCGGUCGGUUGACAAAGUAUUGUAGCUACCUUUUAUGUACCGUUGGAAUUUUGCAAAAGGGUGCAUACUGUAGGACUUGUGUGGUCUGGGUAGGGUUUUAGAAGCGGCUGUUGACUUCCACAGAAAAAAUCGGGCAUGCCGAACGGAAUUCUCAGAAAAUUUCGGGUGUGUUCACAAGUGCAUACGGUACUCGUACCCGUACCCGUACCCGAACCUCACUUUAUUUUACAAAGUAUAGUAUCCCGGUGCUAACCCUCAUUUUCCGGGUAUUUUACCCUGUUUUCCGGUAUAAUAUCUUACUUUGUUUGUUGGAUCCUUACCUCGGGUCUUGUUUCGCCUGGUUAACCGGAUUCACUGCUAAUCCAUGCAGGGUCUGGAAAUCUGACGCAACUCACAACUGUGAGGUAGUGUUUCGGAAGUGUUACAGUACUCACCAAGUGUUGGCGUAGGGUUUGUACACUUGUGACAGAACUCAUAGAUUUAUCGGGCACAGGUUCAGCAGUAUAUAUAUAUAUAUAUCUGUCUAUCCUGGGCUCGCCCCUUUCUGCAAAAGCCUCAAUGACGAUACCCUUGGGCUCGUCUCUGCGAAAAGCCUGAUAACGUGUCUUCGUGUUGGUUUGCCUUUUGAUUUGUUUUAUGUUCUUGUUCUUGAAUUGCUUUUAGAACCGGUCGGCCUUUAGCUGCUCCUUCAGACCGACGGUCCGAGUGGGAGUGUAUGCUGUUGCAUGUUGAUCGAGCCAAAGAGAGAAUAUUCUGCAAGUAUGCCGCAGGUAGACAUGGUGUAGACGGCAUGUGACGUUCAACGAAGGCAUGAUAGGUGCUUUACAGCCUUACGUAUGGCACGAUUUUUGUGGUUCAUCCACAACCCUCUUUGCGAGCGCAUAAGCUGUGUAGGACAAGCUCAUUGCAGGCCUUCAGAGUCGGUGGGUCGAGUGAAUCCCUUGCCACGAUUGAUUUCCCUCUUGCUCCUGUCUCGUUUUGCCCACGCGCAAGCGAACAGUCGAUGUAAGUUGCCCCCUCAAAGCUAUCGGGUUUGGUUUGUCCAUUGUUGCAUGGACCUGAACGCUUUCAGAUUGUUUUCAUUUUUCUGUAUGUCAGCUGGGGUUGUUCACAUGUUUCCGGUGCCGUUUCAUGUUUGUUCCAAAAUCAAAUCAUUGGAAUAUAUUCCAUUUUGAUGCAUU